UUCUCAAUUCUAUCAAACCACGGUCACUUGCCCCAAGCUCCUCUCAAACUUGAAUCAAAUCACCUGAUCAAGACACUCCCUAAGAAACGCCUCUACUAACAACUCGUGCACUACUACUUAUUGAGUUCAAGUUCUAGCAAUAGUAAUCUAACUUAACAUCUCAGAAGCCAGAAGAAACGAAGCAAGGUACACGUUCAAGGCCGCCGCAAGAUAUAUAGAUAACUCAUCACAGAAAUAACACAACAAACCAUGUCACCUGCCAAUGCAAAUCUGGCGCCUGUUGUGCAGCACAGAGGCAACAGAUUCCUGUUUUCAAGCGAGUCUGUCGGCGAGGGGCAUCCGGAUAAAAUCUGCGACCAGAUCUCGGACGCAGUGCUGGACGCUUACCUGGAAAAGGAUCCUAAUGCACGCGUCGCCUGUGAAACAGCCACCAAAACAGGAAUGGUGAUGGUGUUGGGUGAGAUCACUUCAGACGCUGUGAUUGACUACCAGAAAGUGAUUCGAGACACGAUCAAGGAAAUUGGAUAUGACGACAGCAAAAAGGGCUUCGACUACAAGACGUGCAAUGUCCUCAUCGCCCUCGAGAAUCAGAGUCCCGAGAUUGCAGACACUGUGCACAAGGCCGGCGCCGAAGAGGAUUACGGGGCAGGUGAUCAGGGUAUCAUGUUUGGAUAUGCGACUGAUGAGACAGAGUCUUGCAUGCCAUUAACCAUCGACCUCGCACACAAACUGGGACAGCGAUUGGCCGAAGGCAGGAAGUCGGGUGAAAUCGAGUGGGCGAGACCAGACUCGAAGACGCAAGUGACGGUGGAGUACGAGGAAGACUCAAGCGGUUGCCCCGUGCCAGUACGAGUUCACACUAUUGUCAUUUCCACGCAACACGACGAGCAGGUCUCCAUGGAACAGAUCAAAAGUGAUCUCAUGGAAAAGAUCAUCAAAAAAGUGAUCCCUUCUUAUCUCUUGGACAAAGACACCAUCUACCAUCUGAAUCCUUCGGGCAGGUUCGUCAUCGGUGGACCUCAAGGGGACGCAGGCGUUACUGGACGGAAAAUCAUUGUGGACACUUACGGCGGUUGGGGUGCCCACGGGGGCGGGGCUUUUUCGGGAAAAGAUUUCACAAAAGUGGAUCGAAGUGCUGCAUAUGCUGCUCGUUGGGUGGCCAAAUCACUGGUGAAAGCCAAGUUAUGCCGACGAGCGCUGGUGCAAAUCUCAUACGCCAUCGGAAUUGCGGAGCCACUCUCUUUGUUUGUAAACAGUUACCACACAGGAGUGAAGUCUGACGAAGAAUUGACGAGCAUAGUGAAGAAAAAUUUUGACCUGCGACCAGGAGUGAUCGUUCGGGAGCUGAAGCUAAAGAACCCCAUAUUCAAGAAGACAGCACGUUAUGGCCACUUUGGAAGACCUGAAUUCACCUGGGAACAACCAAAGGAGCUCCAGUUUUAAUCUAAUUUUGUCAUCAUUUUAUAUUUUGUCAUCAUUUUGUUAUGUAUUAUGUCAUGUAACUCCAUCUUUAAUUUAAGAAAGUAUUUAAAUUGA
Messenger RNA from Symsagittifera roscoffensis, 1536 nucleotides. RefSeq names its product S-adenosylmethionine synthase-like. The record is from RefSeq and is a predicted model, not a curated record. The transcript has 4 exons. Lineage: Eukaryota; Metazoa; Xenacoelomorpha; Acoela; Convolutidae. Gene Ontology annotation, molecular function: ATP binding; methionine adenosyltransferase activity. Gene Ontology annotation, biological process: S-adenosylmethionine biosynthetic process. Bases 250 to 1443 code for a protein of 397 amino acids. Gene Ontology annotation, cellular component: cytosol.